AGAAUGCUUCAGAGGUCUCUUUCGAUUUGAACAGAGCGUGAGUUGUAAAUUUUGAGCAGAUGGAGUGUAAGCAAAGGUGAUGCAUGGAAGGGAUCCUUGUCUCAAUGAGAGCAGGACACUGUACAGUUGAACCUCGAUAUUUCUAGCUGGUGGUAAGAGUCGACAGUAAUCCUAUGAAGCUCUGCUAUCUGCAGAAUCUUGGGACAAUGAAGGUUUAAAGAUAGUAGAUCUUCCGCUCCGCUGGCCUCGGCACGACGCGUCAACCUUAAUCGAAAAUUAAAUCUGAGAUCUGGUUCGAAAUAAACAAAUACAACCUCCCCAACAACAACAACAACACACAACCAAGACAAUCACGAUGGCAUAUCACAGCCAUAUACCAGCAAUGCUUGCGCGGGCGACUACGGAAGGGAGAGAGGCGCGGUUCACGAACGUCGUCAGAGUCGUGACGAGGAGGGCCACCGCGGACCAUCCGGGAAAGGAUGAGGAGGAAUUCCCGCGAUGGACCAUCGAUCGCAACACAUGGGAAAACAUGUGGAAAUACGAGCCAUUCCCGAGAAUGGCAGAGAAUCCAGAGGAGCGAACUGCUCUAACACGGAAUUCUGCUGUUUCGGCGGCAGGGAAUAUUUCAGGGGGAGCUGCCGAGCGAGGGACUUCUUUAGGAGGGACUGCUGAUCAAGCAACAGGGACCGACUUCUCCAGCAGGUCAGUGUCCGACGUGACCAAAGUCAACAACAGCAACUCUGGAGAAGGGAAAGUUGGCAACACCUCUGCCCGGUUCAUCAUCGCGGCUCUCACAGCCAGAGAAAAUGGCAUUGCGGGCCCAAGCAGCACAGCUCCAGCCACCUCUGGCUCUACAACACAUCGCCUUGCUGCUGUGCGGAGCCAGCUCCGCGAUGUCCUUGGCCAGAUAGCAGAACGAGAGGCGAAGCCAGGUUCGGAUAUAGAUGCGGAGUUAGAUGCUCUCCGUGAGCAGCGGGAUCUCCUGCAGCGAUCCCAAGUUCUCCUCCAACGAAUCGAGAACGCCAGAGCUGAGAUGGUUCUGGAUGAGGAGGACAUUACCCAGCGGGUGCAUGUCCCAAUGUGA
This is a messenger RNA of Mollisia scopiformis, 1084 nucleotides long. RefSeq lists its product as uncharacterized. The record is from RefSeq and is a predicted model, not a curated record. Bases 356 to 1084 code for a protein of 242 amino acids. Lineage: Eukaryota; Fungi; Ascomycota; Leotiomycetes; Helotiales; Mollisiaceae. The transcript has 3 exons.